AUGGAUUUCAUCAAUUAUACAAACCUUUAUUUCAUUUUGAUCAUUCUAUGUUUUCUAGAUUUGAGUGUUUCCAUAGACACAAUUACAUCAACUAAGUUUAUAAAGGACCCUCCAACUCUAAGCUCCAACAGUGGUAACUUCACCUUAGGCUUCUUCAGUCCUGAAAAUUCUUCAGAUCGCUAUGUUGGAGUUUGGUGGCAGCCUCAGUUCACAGUCGUAUUGGUGCUUAACAGAGAUCAACCACUCAAAGAUUCUUCUGGCGUUGUUACAAUAUCUGAUAAUGGUAAUGAUCUUGUGGUAUUAAAUGGAAAGAAAGAGGUGAUUUGGACAUCCAACGCACCGAAUAUUGCAACCAAUUCUAGUUCCAAACUUUUAGAUUCUGGGAACCUCGUACUACUUGAAGGCGCAACAGGAAGAACUGUAUGGGAGAGUUUCCAACAUCCAUCAAAUGUUGUAUUACCAAACAUGAAACUUACGAGCAACAAAAUAACAGGUGAGAAAGUGAAAUUCACAUCAUGGAAAACACCUUUUGAUCCCUCCGUUGGAAGCUUCUCUAUAAGUGUCGAACGACUUAGUACACCUGAAGUUUUCAUUUGGAAUGAAACUCGAGCCUAUUGGCGCAGUGGUCCGUGGAAUGGUAAGGUUUUAACAGGGCUUCCAUAUAUGAAACCUCAUUAUCUCGGUGGUACACAUAUUGGAGAUGAUGGAGAAGGAAACGUUUCCUUCUUUAAAACAUCAACGAAUACAGUUGCUCUUGUAAUCUAUAAUCUGACUUCAGAAGGAAAUGUUGAAGAGAAAUUGUGGGAUGAACAGAAAAAAGAAUGGAAAAUAACAUGGAAUAGUCAUGAAACGGAAUGCGAUGUUCAUGGGGUAUGUGGACAUUUUGCAAGCUGUAAUUCAGAGAGCUCACCAAUAUGUAGCUGUCUGAAAGGGUUUGAGCCAAGGAACAAAGAGGAAUGGAAUAAACAAAAUUGGACUGGUGGGUGUGUUAGGAGGACACCUCUGCAGCAUUGUGAAAGAGACAGAAAUCAAAACGCAAGUGCAGACAAUAAAGCUGAUGGUUUUCUGAAACUGCAGAUGGUUAAAGUUCCUGAUUUUGCAGAUGCGUCAUCUCUCACAGUUUCAUCAGAAUCGUGCAGAAGUCGGUGUUUGGAGAAUUGCUCCUGUGUUUCAUAUUCAUAUGAUACUGACAUUGGUUGUAUGUCUUGGACUGGAAAUCUAACUGACAUACGACAAUUCUCAAAUGGAGGACUUGACUUGUAUAUUCGUGUAGCACAGGCCGAACUUGUUACAGGUAAAGUUAGAAACAUGUCAGUCAUCAUUAUUAUAACAGUGAUAGCAGGAACUGUCUUAGUUCUUGGUUGUGCAUAUAUUAUAUGGAGAAGAAGAUCUAAUCACCAUGCAAGAAACCGGAAUGACAACGCAAUUGGAGAACUGUCACUAAUUAAACUCCAAGAGCUAUUACUAUUUAAUUUUGGCAAAAUUGCAACGGCAACUACUGACAACUUUCAUUCAUCCAACAAACUUGGUCAGGGUGGUUUUGGACCGGUAUACAAGGUAUAUCAAAUGCAGUAA
Messenger RNA from Lathyrus sativus (Indian pea), 1575 nucleotides. The record is from the annotation of a GenBank genome assembly. NCBI's taxonomy places the organism in Eukaryota, Viridiplantae, Streptophyta, Magnoliopsida, Fabales, Fabaceae.